AGCAACUUUAACGUAAUUUUAACCCGCCUCAGAAAACCACCAGAAGCUUCACUUCCACUUUUGCUCAAAUCUUUCUUUUGUCUCCGUCUAUCUCUCUCUCUGUGUGUGUCUUCGUCUGUCUAUCUGUCCGUUUGAAGAACCAGGAGCUGAAGUCAUAGCUCGUGCCCAGCAUGUCUCUCCCGCAACAGCUGAGAGAUGAAAGUGAUUUCGAUCAACUCCCGGACAACAUUCCCGUCACUGCGACCAUUGCUGAUGUCGAGGAGAAGAAAGGAUUCAUUGUUUACUAUAAGUUUGUGAUCGAGGUGAAGACCAAGGGCAACAGUAAGUACCUGAUCUACAGGAGGUACCGUCAGUUCUACGCUCUGCACGAGAGCUUGUUGCUGAAGUACGAAGCCCAGCCGGGAUAUUACGGCUGCCAGCUACCGAAUCUGCCAGGCAAAGUGUUUAUGGGAAACAAAAAGGAGAUCGCAGAGAGCAGAAUCCCCGAGCUCAAUAAUUACAUGAAGAGGUUGCUAUGUCUGCCUACCUGGAUACUCUUGGAUGAUCUUAUACGGAUGUUUUUCUACCAGACUGAAUUGGACAGCCAACAGAUCCCUCGGGCCCUGAGACGUUUGCGGCCCCCCACACGCAAAGUGAAAACCGUAAAGCCCAAAACAGACCUUCUCUCGGCUCCCAGAGCAGAGGUUGUGUUCGACUUCAGCGGCAGCGGACGCCUUGAGCUCAAUCUGAAGGCUGGAGACGUGAUCUUCCUCCUGCGGAGAGUCAAUGCAGACUGGCUGGAGGGCACUGUGAGGGACAAAACAGGGAUCUUUCCUGAGUCAUUCGUGAAGAUUAUUAAACCUCUUCCCGAGAGUGACUCUGAUGAAGAGGGCGGAGCUUCAAAGAAGGCGGAUCGUGCCCAGGGUUCAUAUAGCUGCCUGCGCUGUUAUCUGCUGAAGCCGGAAGGGAUCGAUACAAGGGACAUUUGUGUUGAGGAAGACCUCUCAAUUCAACCAUCUUAUCUGGAUCUGCUCUCCCGAAUGAGGGAUUUGUUUCAGGUGGAUGAUAUUGCGUUGAACUACAGAGACCCCGAGGGGGAUCUGGUACGGAUAUUAGACGAUGAAGAUGUCACACUCAUGAUACAAGAGAGCAAACGGACAAAGUCAGAGGUUAAAAGACCUGUCAAUCAGUAUCCAUGGGAGCUGCUGGUCACACAUUCCAAAGAUCUGUCGGUCUACAACACAGAGUAUUAACAUGACCGUGUGUUUGUCUGUGACCUCCUUAAAAUUUCACAAUCAUUGCAGUUUCAUGUGCACAAACUCAAGGCAAGUCGUUGUAUAGUCACAAAAUAUUUGAUUUAUGUGUUCAUGGACACAAUCGUCCACUUUUUCUGAGCGCUUUUUUUGUGUUUGUAUUACAGCUUUCUUUUUUGUGUCAUUUUAUAUUCCUCACAGUUUUGUCCUAUUUUUAAAUCAUUGCUUGGGGUUAGUUUGGGGUUUGCGUUAGGAAGUAAUUUUCUGUAUUGGUUUCUACAUGUUUUUUUUUUACGAUUUUAAAACUGUUUUCACUGGGGUUGGGGUUAGUUUUGGGUUUUGUUUAGGAUGUAAUAUCAUGUUUUGGUUUCUAAACGUUUUUUUUUUUAAUGAUGUUAAAACGAUUUUCGUCUGGGGUCUGGGUUAGGAUGUAAUUUUACACUGCAAAAAAUUAUUUUCAAGAAAAAAAGUCUUAGUAUUUUUGUCUUGUUUUCAGUAAAAAUAUCAAAAAAUUCUUAAAUUAAGAUGCUUUUUCUUGAUGAGCAAAACGACCCAAGGAAAUAAGUCUAGUUUUAGACCAAAAACAUCAAAUUUAAGUGAUUUUGUGCAUAAAACAAGCAAAAAAAUCUGCCAAUGGGGUAAGCAAAAAAUCUUAAACAUAUUCUUGAACACUAAAUUCAAGAAAAAUUCAAGAAAAUUGAUUUUCUGUUGGUUUUAUGCACAAAAUCACUUUGAUUUUAUUUUUUUGGUCUAAAAACUAGAUUUAUUUUCUUGGGUCGUUUUUUCUCAUCAAGAAAAAAUAUCUUAAUUUAAGAAUUUUUAGAUAUUUUUUCUUGAAUUUUUUUUAGCAGUGUAUGUAUUGGUUUGUACAUUUUUAUUUUAUAUGAUUUAAAAAUAAUUUUCACUUGGGGUUGGGUUAGUUUGGGGUUUGGGUUGGAUGCAAUUUUAUUUAUUGGUUUCUACAUGUUUUUUUUUUAUGAUUUUAAAACUGUUUUUACUGGGGUUGGGGUUAGUUUUGGGUUUUGGUUAGGAUGUAAUUUCAUGUAUUGGUUUCUACAAUGUUUUUUAUGAAGUUAAAACGAUUUUCGUUUGGGGUGUGGGUUAGGAUGUAAUUUUUCACUGCAAAAAAUGAUUUUUAAGAAAAAAAUUAUUUUGUCUUGUUUUCAGUAAAAAUAUCAAAAAAUUCUUAAAUUAAGAUGCUUUUUCUUGUUGAGCAAAACGACCCAAGAAAAUAAGUCUAGUUUUUAGACGAAAAACAUCAAAUUUAAGUGAUUUUGUUCAUAAAACAAGCAAAAAAAUCUGCCAAUGUGGUAAGCAAAAAAAUCUUAAACAUUUUUCUUGAACACUAAAUUCAAGAAAAAUUCAAGAAAAUAAUUUUUUUUGCUUGUUUUAUGCACAAGAUC
Messenger RNA from Paramisgurnus dabryanus, 2635 nucleotides. RefSeq names its product neutrophil cytosolic factor 4 (gene ncf4). The record is from RefSeq and is a predicted model, not a curated record. Gene Ontology annotation, molecular function: superoxide-generating NADPH oxidase activator activity; protein binding; phosphatidylinositol binding. NCBI's taxonomy places the organism in Eukaryota, Metazoa, Chordata, Actinopteri, Cypriniformes, Cobitidae. Gene Ontology annotation, cellular component: NADPH oxidase complex; cytoplasm. Gene Ontology annotation, biological process: phagocytosis; respiratory burst; superoxide anion generation.